This is a messenger RNA of Aphis gossypii (cotton aphid), 805 nucleotides long. RefSeq names its product iron-sulfur cluster assembly 2 homolog, mitochondrial. The record is from RefSeq and is a predicted model, not a curated record. Gene Ontology annotation, biological process: iron-sulfur cluster assembly. Gene Ontology annotation, cellular component: mitochondrion. The transcript has a single exon. Bases 262 to 687 code for a protein of 141 amino acids. Gene Ontology annotation, molecular function: iron ion binding; 4 iron, 4 sulfur cluster binding; 2 iron, 2 sulfur cluster binding. Lineage: Eukaryota; Metazoa; Arthropoda; Insecta; Hemiptera; Aphididae.
UUAUUUGAUAAUAUUUAAGACUAGUCAAAAUUAUUUUUUUUACAUUAUUCUUUAUUUCUAAAAAGUAAAAUUCUAAUUUCAAAAUUCAUAAGUUGAUAAAUUGAUAAUAACCAUAAUAUAUCAUAUUAUAUCAUAUAAUUAACCAAAAUUCAACCUUUAGGAAAUAAUAUGUACAAUUAAUUGUUAAUAAUUACUUAAAAUAAUAAUUUAAUAAUUAUUUGUAUAUUAUACUAAAUAAAACUGAUUGCAUUGAGUGUAAAAAUGACAUUUAGUGUGUUAAUGGCAAAAAAUGUUCAAAAAUGUUUCAAAUUUAUAAUGGGUCCACAGACAAUCAGAUAUUUUUCAUCAAAACUGGCUGAAGAAGACUUAAAAGUAACUGAUGAUUGUAUAAAACGUCUUGAAGCUAUUUGUGACCAAGAUGAAUUCCUUCGUCUCAGUGUUGAAAGCGGUGGCUGUUCUGGAUAUCAAUACAAGUUUGAACUAGAUAAAACUAUUGCAGUAGAUGAUUGCAUUUUAGAAAAGCAAGGUAUUAAGAUAGUUGUGGAUACAACUUCCUUAAAUUAUAUCAAAGGAUCAACAAUUGAUUAUGAACAACAGUUAAUCAGAGCUGCUUUUAGAUUAAUUAGGAAUCCAAAAGCACAGGAUGGAUGUUCUUGUGGUGCAUCAUUUUCUAUAAAAAUUGACUAAUUGUAUUUUACUUACCUGUGUUUUUAGUGUAAAUAAUAGUAUAAUAUAAAAUAUGUUGUUAUUAAUUUUUUUUACAUGGUUAUAAUAUUUAAAAAAUAUAGUAUUUUUGAAAUGUUUA